CCUCACUCCAAGAUCAGUAAAGGAAGGAGCCGGAUGCCUGAAAUGAAUCUUCCUACCUCCUUGUCACCCUCCCUCAUCCUCUGGCAUACAUACCGCCCUCUCCUCGGUAAGGUCAGGCGGACACGCUCCCUCGCGUCGCUAUCACCAUGAGCAACUCUUCGCCAGUGGCAGAGGUCCCUCCCGACCUCUCCGACCUAUCCACGUCUGCAGGAACCUUUCGCUUUACAGAGGGGAACGAUGCCGAGCUCAAAGCAUGGUUGGCGGCAGAUGUCAAGACAAAGGCUGCGGGUAUUACUUCCGCCACUACUUCACAUGGUUCUGCUGAUCCCACCAAGACCAUGAGCAGCGGUACGAGCACUGAGGUCGGCCUCGUCAACGAUGCGCAUAUGAUGCCGGUACCCGCAUCGCAGCCUAUCACCCUCGCCAAAGACGGGAGCGAUGUACUGUCCACCUCUGACGAAAAGGCGGCCGCCCACAUGUCUCUCUCCUACAACGAGGAUAAAGUUGAGGCAGACGUCAUCGACCGUGGUCUUAGUCAGAUGAUCUACCUACCAGGCCAAGAUUUGCAGAUGAAGGUCACCUUCGUCCAGAGGAAGACGGCCAUCUUUGUGCUCUACAUCAUCGGGUCCAUCUUGACUGCCGGAAUCCUUGCACUCGUUGCUGGAUAUUGGGCACCCCAGCUAUACAGAAAGUGGUGCUACAAGGCAGUUCCUGCACCAACGGAAGAGGAGCUGAAGCAGGGCAAGAAGAUCCGCUGCUCCGUGAAGAUUCCAAAGGAGAAGUCGACUAUCCUGACCAUGGACCGGCUUGCCUUCAGCCAGCCAGUCGCAAGCAGCAAGAUCUUCCCUGCUCACCUCAGAGUGCCUGCCACAUCUCACACAGCUACGGAAAGGCCUCUGCUCUCCGAGUCAGGUGCUCAGGGCAGCCUCACCUCCGUCUGCGUCCUAGACUAUCGACACACGCCACUGCUCUACUAUGCUGCCACCCGACAGCUCGUCUCCCUCGCAGACUGGCUCGACAGCGAUUUGUCAACGGCAGCCCCUGCGCCUCUGACGUCGAGCGAGCUCGAUUGGAGGCAUAAAUUUUUCGGCGACAAUAUCAUCAACGUCAAGGGUCCGUCUGUGUUCACUCUGACCCUCAGAGAAGCUCUCAAUCCCUUCUACAUCUUUACCUUUGCAGCCUGUGGGCUCUGGGGUUACGACGAUUACAUGGUCUACGCAAUCGUCAUCGGAGUCAUUUCCAUCCUGGGUAUUGCGGGUACAGUUUGGCAGGCAAAGGCUUCUGAGAUUCGACUUCGCAAGAUCUCACGCUACGAGCUAGACGUACCCGUUCUGCGUUGCACUGAUGCCUCUUCUGAGCCUCAAUGGCAAACCAGGUCCUCCAAAGAUCUCGUCCCUGGCGACAUCAUCGGCGUUCAGGGCUUUGCCAGUAAGGCUCUUCCGGCCGACAUGAUCCUCCUCGAGGGCAGCUGUAUCGCGAAUGAAUCUAUGCUGACUGGAGAGUCAGUCCCUAGCGGCAAAGUGCCCGUGGAAGCGAAUGCUCUGCGACAAUUUGCGCAAGGGCAGAGGAGCCUCAAGGCCAUGGAGAAGAACAUUUUGUGGGGUGGGACUAAUCUCCUUAGGGCCCAGGCUGACAUCUCAAGCGGGGAGGUCAAGGCAAUGUGUCUUUCCACUGGAUGGGCGUCCAGCAAGGGUUCCCUCGUCAAGAUGAUGCUUUUUCCCAAGCCCAUCGACUUCAAGUUCUACAGUGAUGCUUUCAAAUUCUUGGCAAUUCUCGCCACCAUUGCCGCACUUGGCUUCAUUGGAUCCUGCAUCAAUUUCGUCAUCACAGGCAUCGAUGGUGGUGAAAUUGCUUUGAGGCUCAUCGAUCUCGUCACAAUUGCCUUGCCACCAGCUCUCCCUGCCAUUCUUGCCAUCUGCACGAACUUCGCUGUCAACCGUCUGAAGCGCAAGUCUAUCUUCUGCAUUUCACCGCAGAGGAUUACCGUUGCCGGCAAAGUGUCCAUUGUCGUUUCGGACAAGACUGGUACAUUGACAGAGACUGGUCUGGACGUGCAGGGUGUGCGCUGCCCCUCUGCAGCCUAUGAUGGCCGGAUGGCGCCGCUUUGCGAGCGUGCCGAUGUCUCCAAAGCGUCUGACGGCGGAAUCACCAUCGAAGGAGCCAUGUCUGUUACCCACGACGUGAACCUACUCGAAGGAGAAGCUAUCGGUGACCCACUCGAGGUCAGCAUGCUCGCAUGGACGGGAGCUACGCUAGAACCGGAGACUCGCAAGCUGGAAGGCUUGUCGGGUGGCUUUGAGAAUUCCAGGGUUCAAUGUGUCCGAUCGCCACGGGGUGACUGCAGCACUGCCAUCCUGCGCAAAUUCGACUUCUCUGCACCCCUACGACGGAUGUCGGUCAUAGUGCAAGCACCUGGAACUGCAAAGACGACAGUCUACGUCAAGGGAGCGCCGGAGUCGAUCAUACCUCUGUGUGAUCCUGCAACGGUGCCCGACGACUAUGACCUGGUCCUCAAUGAUGCUACCCGGAAAGGUCUGCGAGUGCUAGCAUUCGGCUACAAGAACGUCUCUCUCAGCUACGAAGGUACCCGCAAUGCUACGCGAGACUUUGCCGAAUGUCAUUUGCGAUUCCUUGGCCUCCUCUUCUUCGAGAACAAGCUCAAAGUCACCACCUCUGCUGUACUGGCAGAGCUGCACGAGGCCGGAAUCCCUUCGAAGAUGUGCACGGGUGACUCUGUUCUGACUGCCAUCUCCGUUGCCAGGUCUUGCGGCAUGAUCCCUUCAGGCCAGCCAGUCUUUGUGCCUCGACUGCCAGACCCCAUGAAGGCAGAGAAGAGUAUGGGCGGCAUGUCAUCUCCAGCCGAGCUGAAGUGGACCGAUGUCGACCUGCCUGUGGGCAGCGAAGAGAGCAACAGCUCGACCCUCGACCCCUUGACGCUGUCGCCGAUCGACACCACGCUCAGUUUGUCGCAGGUCGGUCUGGCCAUCACGGGAGACGUGUUCACCUGGCUCUUGGCCAAUGCUUCACCAGAGACUCUCGCUCGUCUCCUCGUCCAGGCUUCAGUCUUUGCCAGGUUCUCUCCGGAAGCCAAGGCGGAGCUGGUGGGCCGACUGCAGGCGAUCGGUCACUGUGUCCUCUACUGUGGUGAUGGAUCCAACGAUUGCGGUGCCCUUCAGAUGGCCGAUGUAGGUAUUUCCCUCUCUGAGGCAGAAGCCUCUGUAGCCGCACCCUUCACAUCGGGCAACGUCGACAUUGUCUGCGUAGUCGAUCUGAUCAAAGAGGGCCGCAAUUGUCUCGCCGUCUCCUCUUCUCUCUUCCUCUACGUUGCAAGCUACGCUCUGCUGGAGUACUUUGGAGUCAUUCUCCUGUACGGAGCCAUCACCUCCUUCGAUAAUGCUUCGUACCUCUACCAGGACAUCUUCCUCCUCUUUGCCGUCGCUAUUGGAGCAGCGUACAGCAAGCCUGCCUUGCGUCUCGCCAAGUCCCGACCGGUGUCGAGGUUGAUGUCUCGACAGAUCAUCCUCUCUUUUGCCGGUGCUGCCAUCCUCCUCAUGCUAGCCGAAUUGGUCCCUUAUCUCAUUUUGCAUCCGCAGUCCUUUUACGUCAGUCCAGACGUCAACGACGACGAUCUUGAGCUCGACUCGCAAGACUCGACGACAGUGGCCAAGACAUGCUUCUUUGGGUACACCACUCUUGCGCUCAUCUGGAACCUGGGUCCACCGCAUCGUGAGCCUCUCUACAAGAAUUGGAUCCUCUGCUUGGCCAUCGUAUCGCUCUCGGCGAUCAAUCUAGCCAUCCUGUGGGGUGAUGGAGAGGGAGAUGGACUGCAAGCCGUCUUUGGCUUCCUCUCCCUGCCCGUUGGGUUCCGAGCAGUCAUCUUUGCCGUCGCAGUAGUCCAGUUUUUCCUCACUGCCGCCUGGGAAUUCCUUGUCAUCCCUCGAUUCAGUCGAGCACUCGAUGGACCUCUCUUGGCUCUGCGUAGAGCGAAGAGACGACGUGCGCACAGCAAGUUGGUCAAGCGACAGAGGAAAGAGGCAUUGAAGUCGUCGAAGAGGCCAGAGGACUUUGUUGCGCCGGUAUUGGACGACGAUAUGUCAACGGAGAAGACGUACCGGAGAGUGGAGCGGGCAUUGAAGUAUGAAGAGGAGCAGAGGACAGAAAAGAGGUGGUGAGGAGUGGGUUGGUAAUGGGAUCGCCAAGGGUCAUCCGGAUCACUCCAUUGCUCAUUCUUGUUCACCACUGCCCUGCUAGAGGCUUGUCGUGGAUGUUCACGCUGUACGUUCGUUUUGCCUGUCUGUAAUAUACAAAAGUGUCAUUGUUCAA
Molecule: messenger RNA, 4323 nt
Organism: Microstroma glucosiphilum
Lineage: Eukaryota; Fungi; Basidiomycota; Exobasidiomycetes; Microstromatales; Microstromataceae
Exons: 1
Coding region: 147-4172 (1341 amino acids)
Biological process (GO): intracellular calcium ion homeostasis
Cellular component (GO): membrane
Molecular function (GO): ATP binding; P-type transmembrane transporter activity; ATP hydrolysis activity
Source: RefSeq, a predicted model, not a curated record